AUGUAUCGAAUAGUUAAUAUGACUAUUUGUUUCGAAGUUAACUCAAGGUUGGAACCAAACGAUUUUCCUAAUUAUGAUCCUUAUUAUUUUAGUGGUAAUAUAUUAAACUGUGGAAAAGUUAAAGUCCUAAUCUAUCGUUCUAAUAAAGUCAAUGUCGUAGGCGCGAAAUCAUUAGAUGAAGCAACUAAUGUAUUAAUUAAUGUGUUACCUAAUUACUCAAUUGUUAAAUCAAAAAUAGUCAAUAUUGUUGCUUCAGGAACAAUAGAUUUUCCAAUUAAUCUCAAUAAAAUAAUUCAAUAUCCUGAGUUCACAUGGGAACCUGAACUUUUUCCUGGAAUAAUGUUUCGAGUGGGUAAACAAGUGGCGAUUUUCUUCUCAUCUCGAAAAUUCAAUAUUGUUGGUUCAAAGUCAAUGUCAACCCUCGAAAAUUUCUAUUACGAGUUUAUUAAUACCUUGAGAAGACGUGUCAACGGUGAUUAA
Panonychus citri (citrus red mite) is the source of this 480-nucleotide messenger RNA. Its product is annotated as TATA-box-binding protein-like 1. Gene Ontology annotation, molecular function: RNA polymerase II general transcription initiation factor activity; DNA binding. The transcript has a single exon. Gene Ontology annotation, biological process: DNA-templated transcription initiation. Bases 1 to 480 code for a protein of 159 amino acids. NCBI's taxonomy places the organism in Eukaryota, Metazoa, Arthropoda, Arachnida, Trombidiformes, Tetranychidae. The record is from RefSeq and is a predicted model, not a curated record.